Molecule: messenger RNA, 2387 nt
Organism: Trachymyrmex septentrionalis
Lineage: Eukaryota; Metazoa; Arthropoda; Insecta; Hymenoptera; Formicidae
Product: glycosyltransferase 25 family member
Exons: 10
Coding region: 122-1828 (568 amino acids)
Molecular function (GO): procollagen galactosyltransferase activity
Source: RefSeq, a predicted model, not a curated record
AAGAUAAUGUUAGAGGAGUUGUCUCUUCGCAUAAUCUUCACAUUCAUCUAUCUAAAUUUUCUAAUAGGCGAACACGAAAAGACACGUGUGUGAUUAAAACCGAUAUUAUAUCUGUAUCACGAUGAUCCUUCGAGGAUAUCUAAUUAUUUAUUCUCUCAUUGGUUUCGCGUGGUUGGUUACGUGCGACACAAUCUCAAAAGAACCGACCGUGCUGAUUAGUGUCCUCGUUAGAAAUAAGGCACACACGUUGCCGUACUUUCUGAGUUUGUUAGAGAAUCAAGAUUACCCAAAGAAACGAAUAAGUUUUUGGAUACGCAGCGACAACAAUGUUGACAAUUCGAUCGAGAUAUUGAAUAAAUGGAUUAGUUCGAGGAGCAAGAUAUAUCAUUCGAUGAAUGUACAUUUAAAUGCAUCAUCGACAGGUUUCGAGGACGAAAGAUCGAUCACCGAUUGGUCGCCUCGCAGAUUUGCACAUAUAAUAGAUUUGCGUGAACAAGCGCUUGAUUAUGCAAAAGAAAUAUGGGCAGAUUUUAUUUUGAUGCUGGAUGCUGACGUUUUUUUGAUCAAUCCAAGCACUAUUCGUAAUUUGAUACAUAAGGGGUAUACUGUUGUUGCGCCUUUAUUAAGAUCGGACGGCAUGUAUAGUAAUUUUUGGGCUGGAAUGACAGCGGAACAUUAUUAUUUGCGAACAGAGCUCUACGAGCCGAUCCUAUUUCGCGAGAAAAUUGAUUGCCAUAACGUUCCCAUGAUCCAUAGCGCAGUACUUAUAGAUCUGAGAAGACGCUCCUCUGAUUAUCUUACCUAUAAGGCCGAAAAAUUGAUCGGUUAUGAUGGACCAGUGGAUGAUAUCAUAACUUUUGCCAUAGGAGCAAAUAAAUCAGAUGUGUCAUUGUUCGUGUGUAACGAUGAUGUUUAUGGUUUUAUUAUGGUACCUUUGGAGAAUGAUGAGACUAUCGCAGAAGAUAUGCAACGGUUGACUAAUACUAAGGUGGAAAUGUUAGCAUUUAGCGAUUAUUUGCCGUUGUCGGAUGAUUUAAAAGAAUUCGUGAUAUAUCCGGAGAAAGACACUCUGGGUGUGGAUGACAUUUACAUGAUAAAUCUAUUAAGAAGACCGGAGAGACGUAGAAGAAUGCAAAGACUUUUCAAAGAACUCGGUAUUCGAGCGGAAAUUAUAGAUGCUGUGGAUGGUAGGACUUUGAACGAGAGUUCUCUGAAGAAAUGGGGCGUGAUACCGAUGUCCGAAUAUUCGGAUCCUUAUCAUAAAAGACCAAUGACGAUGGGCGAGAUUGGCUGUUUUCUGAGUCAUUAUAUCGUAUGGAAGAAGGUAUUAGAGCACGGUUAUAAAAGCGUUAUGGUGUUGGAGGAUGAUGUUCGCUUCGAGCCAUUUUUUCGACAGAAGGUCGAUUACAUUUUGGCGGAAUUGUCUAAUCUCAGACUUGAAUGGGAUUUGAUAUACAUGGGAAGAAAAAAAUUGGUGAAAUCAGAGAAUCUAGUGGAAGGAUCUAAAUUUUUGGUACGAGCAGGAUAUAGUUACUGGACUCUUGGUUACAUCUUGUCGGAAAGCGGAGCGAAAAAAUUGAUCGAUGCUAUGCCUCUCAAGAAAUUAAUUCCCGUUGAUGAAUUCCUUCCGAUUCUUUCGGAUACGCAUCCUGAGAAACAGUGGGCGGCUCAAUUUCCCACUCGGGAUUUGAUUAUCUUAUCUACGAAUCCACUUUUAAUUUAUCCGUCGCAUUAUACCGGCGAGGAUGGACACAUUAGCGACACGGAAGACUCAAAACUCGUGCAUAAUACUUUUAUCGACAACUUGGAAAAAAAAGAAGAACUAUAAUCAAACGGAAAUUAUAAGAUAAGAAAAAAUAGCAAUUUAUCUAGUCGAUGAAAUCUACCAAUAAUCUAUUUUAUAUAACAAAUUGAAACAUUUUUUAACGUAAAAUACCUAUACUGCCAUUAUAUUGCCAUGUACUAUUAAUUUGUAGUUUAUAAUCAAUUAGCAUAUAAUAUAUGGCCAUUUAAAUGUCGCCAGUUUUUUAUUAUUAUACAAACAGCAAAGAUAAUGCAUCAGUGGCGAAAUAAAACACCGCUCUGCGUUGAUCGUACUUUGCCACGCUUAUAUUUAGCUCGAACGGAUUCGAAGAUGUAGGAAAUGAAAUGAUUUAGGAAUUAAUUUCUCGUUAAUUAUUGCAAAAAUUGUAAAUUGAUAAGACUUUUCGAUUCACACAGUUCAGUCUGCUUUAUGUGCCCAGAGAUGAUGCAAUCAUUAUUUGGACACAGUGUGUAUAGGAAUAUGUAUACAGGAAUAUCCUAUAUAUCUUAUACCUUUUCACAGAAGAAAAAGAUGCUAUAAUUUUAUAGAUUCCUUUGAAGACAUAUUUGUUUAAGUAUAGAUA